Messenger RNA from Penaeus vannamei (Pacific white shrimp), 690 nucleotides. RefSeq names its product integumentary mucin C.1-like. The record is from RefSeq and is a predicted model, not a curated record. NCBI's taxonomy places the organism in Eukaryota, Metazoa, Arthropoda, Malacostraca, Decapoda, Penaeidae.
AUGAUUCUGUUGCAAAUAAUCCUGCUUAUUGGAACAGCCCGUGCGUGCACUGCGUCUGGCACUCUUUGGUACUCAGUACUUGUGAAUGAAUGGAAGCUCUCCCCUGGCGCUGCUACAAGCCUUUCAACUAAAAGCAAGCUCAUGUGUGCCGUCCGGGCCACGCAGACUUCCUGGUGCAACCUGUUUUGCUACCGCGACCACAAGUGCCUGCUCUCCGACGUUGAAGUGACACAGGAUACCGACGAAGCGGGUCAAGGUGUAGUCUACGCUUGCUGGACGCGUUCCUUCUUAGAGGUCUCCACAACCAAAGGUAUAACUGCAACACCUAGAACAGUCUCUACAACCAAAAAAACUACAACCGACAUGGGUAUAACUACAACACCUGAAACAGUCUCAACAACCAAAAAAACUACAACCGUGGGUGCAACUACAACACCUGAAACAGUCUCUACAACCAAAAAACCUACAACCAUGGGUGUGACUACACCUAAAACAGUCUCUACAACCAAAAUACUUACAAUCAUGGAAAUAACUACACCUAAAACAACCUCUACAACCAUCCAUACAACCACUACUACAGGCAAGAUAUCAACUCCAACAUCAACAGCAAAAACAACUGGAACUUCUGCAAAACCUACUCCAUCAACACCUACCAAAGCAACUACAACUACACCUUCCAGUUCCCCAUAA